Messenger RNA from Ricinus communis (castor bean), 1227 nucleotides. RefSeq names its product NAC domain-containing protein 83. The coding region runs from base 131 to 1045 and encodes 304 amino acids. Gene Ontology annotation, molecular function: DNA binding. The record is from RefSeq and is a predicted model, not a curated record. Gene Ontology annotation, biological process: regulation of DNA-templated transcription. The transcript has 2 exons. Lineage: Eukaryota; Viridiplantae; Streptophyta; Magnoliopsida; Malpighiales; Euphorbiaceae.
GUAGUACGCAAUCCUAGUCCAAAAAGGAUUAGGAUUUCCAAUUCCGUUAUAUUUUUAACCUCCUUCACUUUAGCGAUCAUUUUUCCUAUAUAAUAAUUGCCAAACUAAUUCCUCAAAUCCUCAAAGCAUAAUGAUAAUGUCAAGUUUGAGCUCAUUGGUUUUCUUAGUCCUAACUAACCUGCCAAGUCCUGAGGUGGAUUCCGAUACAGCUGAAGUUGAAGAGGUCCUGGGCAACUUGGCACCUCCUGAGGCAGAUAAAGUUGAAGAGGAAGAGGAGAUUAACGAACUUCAACAUGACUUAGCUUCUUCUUCUUCUUAUAAUUUAGCUGGUGACUUGAUCGUAGAUCAGCUAACAAAGAUGGAGGACUUUCAAGCUCCUCAAGUGCAGUAUGGAGCUGAAGGGAAUGAAGACAUUGGAGAGAACUUAAUUGCACUGCCUCGUCAAUCAGCAGGUCGUUGUGUUGACAUGGUAGGGAAUCUGAAUUCAGUUUGUGGGUACAGAUUUUCUCCUAAUGAUUAUGAGUUGAUCAUUUAUUAUCUAGCGCAAAAGAUUUUGGGCAUGCCACGACCUCUGGAUAUAAUCCAAGAAAUUGAUGUAUACAAGUGUGACCCUGAGCAGCUUCCAAUUGAUGAAUUCAAGCAUGCGUUGCCUGGAGAGGCAUAUUUCUUUACACGUAAAGUGAGGAAACAUUCAAAUAAAUCAAGUUCAAGACGAACUAUUGGCACGGGAUACUGGAAAGCCACGGAUAAAGAAACCAUUGUGACUCGCAGGAAGAAGUGCGUCGGCUAUAAGAAAACUAUGGUUUUCUACAGGGGAAAGGCACCGAAAGGGAAGAGAACCCAUUGGAUUAUGGAUGAAUAUAGAGUGAAUGCCUCGUUAUUUCCUAAUAUUCAGCGUAACGAACGCCUUAAAUCCAACGUAAUCACAAGUAAUCCCAAUUUUCUGCUUCUCAUAGUUUUUAAAUUCUCAAGUUUUAUUUCUUUUAAUCAUGCUGCAGUUGGAGAACUAUGUGGUAUGCAGAAUCAGAAGAAAGAGCAAAAGUAGUGCUGUAAGUAUUGUUGCUCUUAGCAUGUAGACAUGGUCUAUACGGGCAAUUGGGUCCGCUGAUCAGCGUGGUUAGUAAUAGUUGACAGUCUACAUCUAGCUGUUAUGGUUUAUGCCAAGUUGAAUGAUGAUUUACGAUGCACAAAAAUGCAAUGCAGUCUAUCAGAUUGCUACUAUGUCAA